AUGAGGGUGCUGGGCUCGUUCGGCCCGCGCAGCAGCAGCAAUCUGAGCUACUGGGGGCUGGCGGGGUGCGUGAACAACGUGACUCUGCUGGAAUACACGUGGUGGGCUGACAGCAUAGCCAACUACAGCAGCGGCACUGUUAUGAUGGUGCUGCAGGAUAAGGACAGCAGCAGCAGCAGCAGCAGCAGCAGCAAUCUGAGCUACUGGGGGCUGGCGGGGUGCGUGAACAACGUGACUCUGCUGGAAUACACGCGAUGGGCUGACAGCAUAGCCAACUACAGCAGCGGCACUGUUGCGAUGAUUUUGCACGACCAGGAUAGCAAACGCGUCCCCCUCCUUGCCCCUGCCUACUCUUCCCACCCCUACCCCUCCGUGCCUCCCCCUGCCCCUCCCCUGCCCCUCACUGCCUUCCCCUGCCCCUCCCCUACCCCUUCCUGCUUCUCACCCCUCCCUGCCCCUCCCCUACCCCUCCCUGCUUCUCCCUACCCCUCCCUGCCUCUCCCUACCCCUCCCUGCCUCUCCCUACCCCUCCCUGCCUCUCCCUACCCCUCCCUGCCCCCCGCAGUCUUUGUGAUUCCCAUCCUGCGCCACCCCAUGCCAGCCAACGCAUCAGCGCAGGAGAUACGGGAGAGCAUCAGCACGGCGUGGGCCGCUUCGGUGCAGCUGGAGUGGCGGGCGCGCAACAUACUCGACAUGCUACAGGAUGGAGACGCCACUCCCACGUACUCCUUUGGGCUCUACGACAGCACACAGCCUGGCGGGCUCGUGCAGAUCUACGGUCCAGAUGAGCCGCGCACGGAAAGAGGUGCCGUCUUCCCGUUUGUGCUGCCGGCGCCAGUAGUGCCUCGCAGCGAUCACGUCGAGAUGUUCCCUGAGGGGCUGUUUGGGAGGACCUAUGAGGCGCACUGCAGGCGCACUGCAGGUGAGUGGGUGCUUGGAGCCACAGGAAUUCGCCGCUUUUCACUCUGUUCCACCGCAUUCCACCGCAAUGCACCAGGGCUGAUAGUGUCUCGCAUUGCAGAGACCAUGUGGAGCCCUUCCCUGAGGCUCUUUCUUCCCCUCGAGUCGACUCGAAAACCAUUCUCCCUUCCACUCCUCAUGUGCGCCCUCAGUUUUGAGGGUGGGAGCAUAGGGAGCAUACCCCAGUUUCGAGGGAGCGUACCCCAGCGAGGGCACAUGGCAGAGGGUGUGAGGGAGAUGGAGCUGUGCACGGCAGCGCUGGAGAAGGCAGAGAGCAGCAAGAGUGAGACCGUGGCUAACCUCUCUCACGAGCUGCGCACGCCAAUCAUCGGCAUGAUAGGGAUGAUAGAGAUGCUGCUGGAGUCGCCAUUGGAGGAGUGGCAGGCGGCGGGCCUAAGGGACGCGGGGGAGUGUGCUCGGGAGACGGUGGGCCUCAUCAACCGCGUGCUCGACCUCGCCAAGCUGCAGGCCGGCAGGCUGCAGCUGGAAACCCUGCCGCUCUGCCUGGGGGGCGUUGCUCAGCACGCCGUUGCCCUGGCGGCUGAAGACGCGUGUGCCAGGGGGCUGCAAGCCUGGCAGCAGCUGGCAGCACGUGUGCGGCGCUUCCCCCCAGACACGCGUCUCGUUUGCACCCCUCCGCACCUCACAUCACCCCUGGACAGUCGCUCCGCGAAACCAGAGAGUCAGGGUGGGAGGCUAUUGGCAGGGCUGGGAGGGUUGGGAGGGUUGGGAGGGAUGGGAGGGUUGUACCUGGCAGGAGGAUGGGGAUGGGGAAGAGGUGCGAGGGCAAGAUGUGUUGAUGAGCAGCAAAAGGCAGGUGUGGAGAGUGGUGGAGAUGGCUGUGCGGAGAGUGGAAAGGGAGGGCGGCUAGAGAGGGAGGUGGCUGCGUGGGUGGAGGGGGCGUGCAGGGCGAGAGGGGAGGGCGAGUGGAUGGUGGUGAUGGCGUGUGAGGAUACGGGCGGUGGUAUUCCACCCGAGGAGAUGCGGUGGGUGCUGGACCCGUAUGGGGGCGACCCUCACCACUCCUCCUGCUCCUCUGCUGCUGAUGAUGAUGAUGGUGGCGCCAAUGUUGGUGGGCGUGGUGAUAUCAAGAAGCAACGAAGAGUUGCGGAGACAAGGAGGGGCAGCAGAGCCACCCCUCUGACGCACGACGAGAGGGCUGCUGCUCGCCCUGCCUGGACGCCCUACCCUGUUCGCUUCCUCCUCUCCACCUCCCUCGUGAGUGCUGCAAUUCUCAACUGCAUUGUCGCCUUUGAGAGCCACGGCAUCCAAAUUGAGAGGUGCUGGUCGCGUGUUGAUGACAUGUCGUUGAGCACAGAGUGUGCACUGCACUACCAUCGUGCACGCAACCAGCCCGCCCUCAAGAUGAGACGACUUUCGAGGCGCCUCAAGAUGAGACGACUUUCGAGGCGCCUUAAGAUGAGACGACUUUCGAGGCGCCUCAAUAUGAGACGACUUUCGAGGCGCCUCAAGACGAGACGACUUUCGAGGCGCCUCAAGACGAGACGACUUUCGAGACGCCUCAAGACGAGACGACUUUCGAGGCGCCUCAAGACGGGACGAGUUUCGAGGCGCCUCAAAAGGCAUGUCGUUGAGCACAGAGUGGCGGAGAUGCGGGGGAGCAUGGCAGUGCUGUCAGACAGCGCCACAGGCACCACCAUCCUGCUGGCGCUGCCCCUCUCGGCCCCCCCUCUCCCAACCGAACCCGGGAGCAGCAGCAGGCGAGGGGAGGGGCGUGAGGGGCAGUCCAGAGGGCUGCAGCACUGGAUGGGGGUUCCUAGAGGGCUUACCCGGAGCUCCUCUGCUCACUCUCUCGCUUUAAGCCCAAUAGCCCCUCUAAGCCCAAUAAACCCUUUAAGCCCAGCAGGCCGGCAGCUGCAGACAAUGCCACAGCUGACUCUCCCCUCAGCACGGGGCAGCAUCGGCAGCAUCGGGAGCAGCUUGGGAGGGAGCGGCAGGGCAAGUGUUGUUGGGAUCUUGGGCGCCGGAGCGGGUGAUGCAGAGGCGGCGGUGCGGGUGGCAGUGGCGCGGCGGCGGGUGGCAGUGGUGGAUGACAACGCGGUGAACCGCAUGGUGGCGCGGCGAACGCUGCAGAGCUACGGGGCUGACGUGCUGUUGCUGGCCUCGGGCGAGGACGCCCUGCAAGCUGUCUCCUCGCCAACCUCUGCCGCUUCGUCCAUCCAACUGCUGCUGCUGGACCUCCACAUGCCUCCUGGCAUCGAUGGAUUUGAGACGGCUCGGAGAAUCCGGCGCAUGGAGAGCGAACUGUUGGCAGCAGCAGAGCGGCAGCUUCCAAGCGUGGCAGAAGCAACAGCAGCCGACGAAGCAGACACAACAGCAGCCGAUGAGGCAGCAAACGAAUUCACUGUCCACACGCCUCAAGAGUCAACACCAGCCGACGGUUCCGACAGCGAAAUCUCUUUCAAGGCGCCUCAAGAAUCAACAGCAGCGAACAAGGCAGAGGAGGAAGAAGAAUCGAUGAGUCCAAGACGUCCCUCUCCUCAGCGGCUCUGCAUCGUAGCACUGACUGCAGAUUUGGAUGCUGGGGUGAAGCGAGCGUGCUUUGAGGCGGGGAUGGAUGGAGCCGUGCGCAAGCCGAUAGUGGCUCAUGAGUUGCUUGCUGCCCUCGUGGAUGCGGGGUUUUUCGCAGCCAGUGAGAUGACUGAUGCACUGGUGCUGUAG
Molecule: messenger RNA, 3642 nt
Organism: Closterium sp. Yama58-4
Lineage: Eukaryota; Viridiplantae; Streptophyta; Zygnematophyceae; Desmidiales; Closteriaceae
Source: the annotation of a GenBank genome assembly